Messenger RNA from Ilex paraguariensis (yerba mate), 690 nucleotides. Lineage: Eukaryota; Viridiplantae; Streptophyta; Magnoliopsida; Aquifoliales; Aquifoliaceae. The record is from the annotation of a GenBank genome assembly.
UGCAGGUUGAAUUAAUUGCAAAGAAAUUAAGGUUUCAUCUUUUGAGAAAUUUUUUCCACAGCAAGGAUCACCUAAUUUGUAUAUUGGUAAGUAAAAUGGAAGAUUAAUCAUUUAUUGGGCGCAAAGCGUUGCAGAUUAAGAUUUUACUUUCAUUGCUUUGAACCAUUUGCUUUUGUUCCGAGAGGAGGAUUGGUUGUUUAAAUCAUCCGAUUAAAGUUUCUCUUCAGUUAAGUCAUGCAUUACUGUCAUACACAAUUCAUUUCUUUGGAGCAGGUAUCUUGUUCCCUCUGCAGUGAGACAAUGGAACGUGAUGUUUUAGCUGUUCAUAAUGGUGAAAAUUGUCCCCAAAGAAUUGUGACGUGCGAGUACUGCGAGUUCCCAUUGCCUGCAAUUGAUCUUUUUGAGCAUCAGGAAGUAUGUGGGAACCGGACAGAAUAUUGUCAUCUGUGCAGAAGAUAUAUUAGAUUGCGUGAAAGAAAUGGCCAUGAAAGCAGAUGCAAUGGUGUCCAAGUUGAUAAUGAAGAAUCUUCGAGGGAUGUGGCAGCUGAAAGAGAGAAUGGUGCUCGAAGACGGGAGCCACCUGGUUAUUCACCGAGGCGCCUUCUAUUCACCAUUGCGAUAACAGGCAUUGCUGUUCUAAUAGGUUCACUUCUUUUCCAGAAGAAAACUCAGAACAAUCAAGUGCAUUAG